AGAAACCAUGGAUUUACAGAGAGAUCAGAGAAUGCAAUAUAAACCUACUUAACACGACCAUAGUCUGUGUCUUGUUUUGACAACCAUCCGUCUCUUGAAGACGUUCCUCUGUUCUUCUAGAAAGGUGCAAAUAAACUCUUGGAAAUGUCGGAAAAACGAAUGUCUAGCAGUAAAAAACACAGCCUGAAGGGCAUGAUGCUCCAGGUUGCAAAAGAGUUACUGGAAGCAGAGGAGACUGAGAAGAAAGAAGAGAGGAAGAGAUACAUGGAAGAACAUUGCCCUACGUUGUCAUACCCAAGCUCCAAACAAGAACUACAGGAAUUCUGCAAAGAGUUACAUGCAAAAAUCGAAGCUGUUGAUGAGGAGAGAUAUAUUUUAGAGCACAAAGCCAUCAUGGUUGUCAAUGAGGUUAAAGACUUAAACAUCAAGAUCGUCGACCUGAAGGGUAAGUUCAAGAAGCCUCCUUUGAAGAAAGUGCGCAUGUCUGCUGACGCUAUGCUUCAAGCUCUGCUGGGCUCCAAGCACAAGGUCUCCAUGGACCUGAGAGCCAACCUCAAACAAGUCAAGAAGGAGGUCAAAGAGGAGGAUAAAGAACUGCGUGAUGUUGGUGACUGGCGUAAGAACAUCGAGGAUAAAGCUGGUAUGGGUGGCAGGAAGAAGAUGUUUGAAACUGAAGCUUGAAGAUGUUGAUGAUGAGUAUUCCACAAUGAUCUUUUUAUUGGCUUGGAUCUGAAUAAAAUGUACCACUUAAAGGUUUUGUGGGAGCUGUUUAGUGGACAGUUCAAUUUAUAAUCCAUAGAAAAUGCCAGCCAAAACUUGAAUUGUUCUCUUGAACAAUGAAGUGUUCAGUUUGUAAUUCUAUACAGAUUGACUGUUUGCCAAAAUUAUGUUUUUUUCUAAAUAAAUAUCCCAACUGUAAUAA
Cyprinus carpio (common carp) is the source of this 922-nucleotide messenger RNA. Its product is annotated as troponin I, fast skeletal muscle-like. Gene Ontology annotation, biological process: muscle contraction. Gene Ontology annotation, cellular component: troponin complex. NCBI's taxonomy places the organism in Eukaryota, Metazoa, Chordata, Actinopteri, Cypriniformes, Cyprinidae. The record is from RefSeq and is a predicted model, not a curated record.